This is a messenger RNA of Struthio camelus australis, 4626 nucleotides long. NCBI's taxonomy places the organism in Eukaryota, Metazoa, Chordata, Aves, Struthioniformes, Struthionidae. The record is from RefSeq and is a predicted model, not a curated record.
AUGUCCACAACCAUAUCCAAUUCAGCCAAAAGCAACCCCAAACAGGGCGCAGCGCUCGCCUCCCCGCCCCGCUUCUCCCCGCCGCCGAAAAGGCCUGAGAAGCAGCAGGCAGCUGGAGGCCGUGGAGGCGCGGAGGCCGAGGCCAUCACCAAAAAGAUUUUUCUUACAGUAUCUGCAACUUUGAAUACCAGUAUGUUCACUGAACAGCAAAGGGAGAAAAUUACCAUGAUAUGUCCAAAUUUAAGAAGAGAAAGAAAUCCUGGUAUUGAUGACUCUGAGACACUGACCGGUGAUUAUACAGAUAUUGAAAAAGUGUAUCACUACUUUAAGGAUCUCAUUGCAGGCACUGACCAACGCCAUGAUUUUUCACAUUCUGAAAGUAAGAGUGAUUUGAAAGGUGAAAAAGGUCUGAAUACUGAAGAAGCGCUUCAAGUUCCGACAGCUCUCUACGAAUACUUCAGUCAUGCCUGCAAAGAACAAAUUAAAGAGCUAUGUGAACGUUUUGGAGUGGGUAUAAAAAGUAAAGACGGUGACAGUGGAAACACAUCCAUAUGCUUCACUUCUGAUACAAGCCCCACAUCAGUACAGACAGCUAGAGAUUUUUUUAUCGGGGUUUUUCAGAAAAAUGUAGCAGAUCUGAAGCAGGAUACAAUUCCCUUAACAAACAGUAGCCAGUUAAAUGAGAGAAUAAUGCAAUUAAAUGCUAGGUUUAGUAAUCUUCUUGCCAAACAGGAAGGGAACCGAUUGCUACUCCGUGGUCCAAUAAGUGAGAUUUCAGCUGCCAAAAAAUUUCUAGCAGAGGAAAGUGAGAACAGCCAAGCUAAAAAGAAUAUAAAUAUAUCAUCUGAACUUUACAAAUAUAGGAAUGGAAUUGAAGUUGAUGCUUCUGAGUUUAAACUGUUGGAAACAGUAUUAAAUAAAGAAAUUGAAGAUAUUAAACAAAAUUUUGACACUGUAGUGGAAAAGAGAGACAGUUCACAUGGCCAGAAGGUGGUCAUCAUAUUUAGGCCUAGGAUCAAAAUUUUUGAUCUGUCUUCACACGCUACUGAAAGUUUCAUCAAUGCAUUUCAGAAUGCCUCUGCAAUGCUAAAAGAAAAAGUCAUCAGCUCGAAGCUUUCAGAAGAUCGUAAAAAAAGAUUAAAUAUGCUUCUUGAUGGAAAACAAUUAGAAAAUCAGCAUAUAAAAAUUAAGAAGAAGGAAGACAAAUUUGUUUUAUGUGGUUUACCAAAGCAUCUCCAUGCUGCUGAAAGGCACAUUAUGAGCCUUCUUGACAUUGAAGACUCUGCACAAGCUAAAAAUAGGACAGCACUGGCUUCUGAUCUCAGCCAUCAAGAAGCUUCGAGAGUGUCUGAGAUGAAAUACAGUAGUAAGCAAAAGAAUGAUUUUUCUUCCAAAGAACAAGCUAAGCCAAAGACAGAGGAUGAAGGACAGGACAAAGAUAUGUGUCCUAUUUGCAGGGACAGAUUUAACAAUAAGGAAGUACUGACAAAGUGCAAACAUGCAUUUUGCAGAAGUUGCAUUCAACAAGCAAUGACUUACAAGAAAGCUUGUCCUGUUUGUAAUACCUGCUAUGGGCUCAUGCAAGGAGAUCAACCAGAAGGAGCAAUGUUAUUUAGAACCAUUCGAGCCCAACUCCCUGGUUAUCCCAGAUGUGAUACUAUUGAGAUUACUUAUGUUAUGCACAGUGGUAUUCAAACUAACAACCAUCCAAACCCAGGAAAACCUUAUGAUGGAACCACUCGAAGAGCGUAUUUACCUGACAAUAAGGAAGGACAAGAAAUUCUGCAGCUCCUUAGAAGAGCCUUUGACCAAAAAUUAAUUUUCACAGUGGGGCAGUCACGUACUACUGGCGCACAAGGUGUUAUCACAUGGAAUGAUAUUCACCAUAAAACGCAAAUGGAUGGAGGACCUACCAAUUUUGGUUACCCUGAUCCUAAUUACCUGCAGCGGGUUCGAUCAGAACUGAAAGCAAGAGGAAUUGAGUAAAGAAUCCUAUCAGCUCUCUGCCUUUAAAUGUAAUAACGGAACAUAUAGCAGUUAAUCUACUAUUUAAGGACUAAGAAGAAAGAAGUUACUUUGUUCAGUUGCCAUACUUCCUUUUUAAAAUCGCCAAAUUUAUUUGUAUAAAUACAAAUAAAUUGUAUUUCAUAGUUAGCUGAAGAAAAGUAAUCUGUUUUGGUCACAAGAUAUAUGUCCUUUUUACAAACCUUUUACUUGCUUGAAUCAUGCUUUCUUAUAUAAGUAACAUGCAGAAUUUGGGUCUUCUGAGUGCAGCAUCAGUAUUUCUUGAUACUCUUUUAUUAUUUCAUGAUUGAUUAUGUAUCAGCAUUGAUUUGCUAAUUGAUAGAAUUUAAGGAAAUUGAAACUUUACAGAUUUGCAUUGAAUUCAGCAAAAACUUUGGCUGCAAAUGCAGAAGAAGAUACUUGGAAAACUUUAAGACAUGCUUCAUCUUUUUCUAGCUAAAAUGCUUCAGAAGAUGCAAAACAUUUCUAGAUUAGAACGCUCAUUUUGAUUUGUAAAUGUAAUUUUUAAAUUACCCAUUUUUUUUUAGGAAAGAGGUUAAACUUGUUUAACCUGAAACUAAUUAGGUAAUUUCCAAUCAAAUUAAAUAUUUCUGAUUGACAUAAAACCAAAUACCAAGCUAUAUAUCUUUUUCUGAUUUUACCAGUGAAUCUGAGGUUCAUUUUUUCCCUAAAGUCUUCAGUGUGGCCACCAAAUGACGAAGCUAUUACUGGCUUUUCUUUAAUCAAACACUUAGCCUUUACACUACAUGCACUACAGCUUUUACAACUGUCAUCGUGGAUAGGAUCAUAUAGCCAUCUGCUGGAAGAUAUUUAUGUAGUUGUUACCAGUUGUAUAUAGCUAAGAACUUUUGCUUCUUUCCCUUUUCAGGGAGAAAAUGUCAUUAGCGAUUUGGGUUUUAAAUGUGAAAUUAGCAUGAAUAAUGUUGUUGUAUGAUGGGGUAUGUGGAUGCUGCUGGAUUUUUAACUCUGUGCAGAAAUGCUGGAUGCUCAACGCCUCAUUGGAGCAAAUGGAAAGCAUCAGUGCCUAUGACCAGCUCUGAUAAAGAGGCCCUGGUUCUGAGCACUUCAUUGUGUUUAAGCUUAAAUAUAACUUUUAAGUCAACUUUGCAUGUAACAACACUAUAUUUUUCCCAUUGCUUUCAAAUAUGGUUUAAAUUUUAUUAUAAAGAUACUUUGCUGCUACUCCAUGCUGUCUAAAUCACCUGCUCCUUGUGUUUGUGAUGUUGUAAAAUGAGUAGCUUUGACUUAAAGCAGUUGAUAAUUGCUAGUGAACUACAAAAUGUCCAUAGGCUAUUGAACAAGGGUAAAAAUAUCAUCUGCUCAAUUACAUUCCUCUUUGUAAGUUCCUUAAAAUUCCUCCUGUUUUAGAUAGUAGAGUUCUGUAAUUUUUAAGAGCUUCCAAGACACCUCUCCAAAGUGAUUUGGACUCAGUGACUCUUAAGAUUCCCACAUUGUUAAUAGGCAAUACUACUCCACCACCUUGACUUUCAGAUUUCUUUGUAGUGGGUACUCUCAGGUUUCCGUUUGAAUUGGGAUGACUUUUUCCCUGUGAUUUUGUUUUACUUAAUUUAGUUUUACAUUCUCUCACUGUUUCAAGUUUCUUCCAUUUUCCGUGCAGUGAGACACAAACACACUAGUUGUUUCUGCAUACUGAAACCAGCUGAGUAGCCUAAAUUCUCCCCAACUUCUUCUUUGAGUCUGUCUUUUCACUUUCUAUCCCAACCAGUUUACCCACAUCAGACGUCUAACUAAAAAGUCACCUGCUUAUCUUUUAUCUGUAGUAAGGUUUUAUAGGCUGAGGGCUAACAUAGGAGUGGAAGAGUCCUAACUGCUGUCACUUCAAGUUCCCAAACCUUCAUCCUAUAACCAUAGCUGCACAGUUCAGGAAUAAAUCUAUUUUGCAAUCAAAGUCAGUUAUUUUGCCUGGGGACAGUGAGGGAAGAAAGCAUGUGACUGUAACUAACUGCUGAGAGAACAGUGCUUUAGGAAACAGAUUUAUCACGCACCAAGAAACAAAGGAAUUCUGGUGGAUCCACUCAAGCUGUGUGUCUGGUAACACAGCAAAUCCAUCCACAUUUAUGGUAUUUAAUGAUAUCUGGUUAUUAACCAAUGUUUCUUUAAUGAACUUUCAUUGAAGAGUAGGGGAAAAUAUUUUCAUUUUUUUAUCGCACUAUUUUAAGUGCCAAGUUUCUCAUAUGUGGGCGGAGUAGUAAAAACAUGCAGCAAAAAUAGCCAGUUAGAAACCAAAACCUUAAGAAUUCAACCGCCAUAAUAGUUUAUUUCACGGGAAGUUCUGAACUUUCAGUAGAAAGUUUCUCAGCUAGGUUAAAUGUUGGUCAGGAGGAAAAUCUUCCCUUGCAGCCUUGACUAUUUUUAGUAGUACUUCCUACAGAGAAUUGUGAAAACAAGAUAAUUGUAUUUUGCAGCAUAAUCUGAAAAUGUAGUGCAUAAAAGACCAAAUUUGCUACUACCUAAAAUCCCUGUUUGGUAUUAUCCAAAAUCCCUGACUGCUCUAAACUCAGACAUUGAAAACGCUGUUAUGUUUGAAAUCGGCUCACUGCCUGGCUCGAAGAGGGUACAGUGCCACACUGAUUUAUGCAA